Molecule: messenger RNA, 5344 nt
Organism: Girardinichthys multiradiatus
Lineage: Eukaryota; Metazoa; Chordata; Actinopteri; Cyprinodontiformes; Goodeidae
Product: serine/threonine-protein kinase 4-like
Exons: 11
Coding region: 364-1848 (494 amino acids)
Biological process (GO): intracellular signal transduction; protein phosphorylation; regulation of MAPK cascade
Cellular component (GO): cytoplasm
Molecular function (GO): protein serine/threonine kinase activity; ATP binding
Source: RefSeq, a predicted model, not a curated record
UCCUCUCAGCACUUCCUGGUUUCUCAGGUGGAUGUUCGAGCGGCUGCCAAACGCUCUGUCAAACAAGUCUAAAGUUGUCCCGAUUCAGGGGAAGGAUGUGCCUAGCGGCGAGGAUACCAUAGCCUAACAAAACGUAUUUACCGUGUGAAUCCGGGUUGACAGAAUGAUUCGUACGACGUGUUUUUACGGCAACCUAGCGGGAGAAUCGUCAGUCGGGACGCCGCUGUGAAACGGCGCGUUAGCUGCCGCUGCUAGCAGACGGCGACCUGCUACUGUUAGCAUCUACUUGACGUUGACCAGCCCCGGUUCAAGUUUGAUUCCAGACCUGAACCAGGAGAACCCGAGUGAACUGGAGGGAACAACAUGGAGAACAAGGAUAAAGUGCAGAUGAGGAAUAACCCUCGCAGACAGUUGAAGAAGCUGAGUGAGGACAGUCUCACCAAGCAACCAGAGGAAGUCCUUGAUGUCCUAGAGAAGCUGGGUGAAGGGUCCUAUGGUUGUGUAUUUAAGGCUAAUCACAAAGAAACAGGGGAGAUUGUAGCCAUCAAACAAGUUCCUGUGGAGUCUGAUCUUCAGGAGAUCAUCAAAGAAAUCUCCAUCAUGCAGCAAUGUAACAGUCCUCAUGUAGUGCGGUACUACGGCAGCUACUUCAAAAACAGUGACCUGUGGAUUGUCAUGGAAUAUUGUGGUGGCGGAUCAGUAUCUGAUAUCAUCCGAAUACGUAACAAGACGCUUACAGAGGAUGAGAUUGCAACUGUCCUCCAAUCAACUUUGAAGGGUCUGGAGUAUCUUCACUUUAUGAGGAAGAUCCACAGAGACAUCAAGGCAGGCAACAUCCUGCUAAACGCAGAAGGUCAAGCCAAACUGGCUGACUUUGGAGUUGCUGGACAGCUUACAGACACCAUGGCAAAGCGAAACACAGUCAUCGGCACACCAUUCUGGAUGGCUCCAGAGGUCAUACAGGAGAUUGGGUACAACUGUGUGGCUGACAUCUGGUCAUUGGGAAUCACAGCUAUAGAGAUGGGUGAGGGCAAACCGCCCUAUGCUGACAUACACCCAAUGAGGGCGAUCUUCAUGAUUCCAACCAACCCUCCACCAACAUUUCGGAACACAGAUCAGUGGUCUCCAGAUUUUCUUGACUUUGUCAAAAAGUGUUUGGUGAAAAACCCUGAAAACAGGGCAACAGCCACACAGCUGUUACAGCAUCCAUUUAUCAAAUCAGCCAAGCCCAAUUCCAUCCUAAGAGCCUUGAUCCAAGACGCCAUGGAGAUCAAACUAAAGAUACAAGAGGAGGCAGAGCAGAGAGAACAGGAUGCUGAAGAUGAUAACAAUUCGGAUGAAGAUGAGGUUGACCAGGGGACGAUGGUUCGGGCCGUAACGGGUGAUUCUGGGACCAUUCGGGCUGCUGGCUCAUUAGCAAGUUCACUUAGCGGUACGAUGAUUGAACACGGAGACACAGGAACCAUGCAGUCACAGCUUGGCACCAUGGUCAUCAACUCUGAGGAUGAGGAUGAGGAAGAGGCUGGUACUAUGAAAAGGCGAGAUGAGACGAUGCAGCCGGCCAAGCCGUCCUUCCUGGAGUACUUUGAGCAGAAAGAGAAGGAGGUAAACAAUCACAAUGAUGGGGGACGCCGUGGAGAAAACAAUGCAGACAACCACAAGCUCCCAGCUGAAGGAGAUCUCAAAGUUGUCAGCACGUGGUCCGUGGAGGAGCUGCGGGUGAGACUCUCUUCCCUGGAUCCUCAGAUGGAGCAGGAGAUCGAAGAGAUCCAUCAGCGUUACCAGGCCAAGCGGCAGCCCAUCCUCGACGCCAUCGCGGCCAAAAAGCGACUUCAGCAGAACUUCUGAGAGGCACCCGCAGACCUCUUUACAGGACGAAUACAACAGGAUAGUUUCUCUUAUUUUUAACUGCUGUCUUAACAAAUGUCUCAUCCUAAUAGCUGGACAUGAUUUAAUGCAGCUGGAUGUGACAUCUGGGAACUGAUGGAAGAGGCGGAUCUUUGGAUGUGGAACUUGAUGUCAAGCAAGUUUCCAAAGAGUUACCCUGUUAGACAGAGGGUUUGUUUGAUUUGAGAGAAUCUGCCCUCUUUUAGAGCUUAUUCAGUUUAAGAGAAGAGAGCUGAUUUAAAAAACAUUUUUAAAAAAUCUAUAUUUGCAGCUGAUCUGUAUCUGCCAGGUUUAUUUCGAGCUUGCACGUUUUUGUCUGAAGUGACAAUAACUUUUCUCAGACCAUCAGUUUCCUUAAAAGUUUCUUUUUAUAUGUUUUCUCAGUGGGUACUUGUAUUGAGGGUUUUCUCUCUGUGCUGGAGAAAAUAGUUGCUGCUAAAUGUUUUAGUGUUCCUACUCCAGACUGUGAAAACCAAGAAAUAGAUCAAAUAACUUUCUUUUUGCAAAAAAAAAAAAACUUCAAUAAGCAGAACAGAGAAGUUUUAAGUUAUCAGCACAUGACGGCCUCCCUUGGGACACAAGUUGAUUCGUUUACAUGUCAAAGUUUAAUUUGGAUCCAAACCAGAUUGAGGCCUUCACAAACAGCCAUUACAAAUUUAAUGCUGAGUGGAAAGGAGAUUUAAAGGCCUUAAAGGAGUUUCUUUUUAUCCCCUUAACAUGUGUGUAUUUACCCAGAUAGUUAAUGAAACCUUUAGUUUCUUUAAUUCGGUACAUGUUUGUAAUUUUUACCCUCAGCUCUGAAUGUAAAGGUCGGUGGUUAUAUUCUACCUAGGAAACGCUAAAACCCUCAUUUUGUGCCUCGUAACACGACUGGUUUUGUUUCCACUGAUUUGUUGCUUUAAAGAGACAAACUGCAAAAAGUUUUACAGAAGGAGGCAGUAAGAUUUCAAGUUUUUGUUGCUGUUUUUUCACAUUAUGCUUAAUGCCUGGAUAAUGAUGGUGAUGAUGUUGCCUUCUCCUCCCUAAAAAUAAUUUUUUUAAGUGCAGCUGGUGCGGGCUCAUUGUUUAUGUUGUAGGGUGUUGCUACUGAUGCAUUUAACUUAACGGAUCCAAACUAAACAUCUAUGUUUUGACUUAAAGCCGCACAAUUUUAGGAAAAUGUGCGACUGCAAUGAUAAUGUCGGUUAGUAUUAGCCCACCAUUUACCUCUGUUUCUUUUCCAUAACAGCAUCGUCUGCAUCCCUCUGUGAAUCUCAGCACUUCGGUCAAAUUUAUGUUGCAACUUUAUGUCUGAACUGUUUAUUUGUCCAGUGUUGCCUUAUUAGACAUUUCUUCCUUGUGAAUCUAAAGAGUGACCUGAGGAUCAGUAGAAGCACAUAAACUACUUUAACACACAAAUCUAUAUUUAGAAUUAUAGCAGUAUUUGAAGCUGGGUUUAGAGCACACUGCAAACAACAGAGAUGGGGCAUUUUUAAUGUUUACAUGAGCCACUCGAGCCAUUUAAAGAUCGAGAAUUCUUAUAUAUCUUUCACCCUAAAGUAAUUAAACUUACAUUUAUAUAAUCCUUUUGUCAAGGCCUUGGAAGAGUUAUUUACACUUGUGUGAUUGCAGUGUUAGAAAGUAUUUACAUGUCUUUAUGCUUCACAUUUAAAUGUUAAUAAGGAGAAGAGAGAGCAGAGUGGUGAUGGUUAUUUUCAUCUCUUUGGGUCUUCAUUAGCGGCUCCUGGGAAAAUAAACUUCAUUUAGUGACUAGUCAAAAGGUUUUGGCUGUACUGAUAUGUACAGAUAUGGAUUUAAAUGUUUUUUGAGUAUAAUUUGAGAUUUAUGAUGUGGGUGUUUUUAAGGGAGUUUAAUAAUGUAAAAAUAGUUUGGUCUUGUUUUAACCCCCAGUGCCCUUGUCAUUGUUUAAUUCUUCAUCUUUUUCUCUGUAAUGAAGUCCACACCUUAAAACGGUAACUAGAUUGACAAAUGUAUCAAACAGAUUUAACAAGGCUCCUUUUUUCUACUUUAAAACAACUUUAAACGGCUGCCAAACGGCCUCAUUCCAGAUCGGAUCCAGUUUUACUGGUAACAUUCCUAAGAUUCGCCAGCAUUUCAGACAUAUCUGCUUUUCAUCAGCACAAAAAGAAAAAAAAAGUUGGAACGCGUAUAUUUUUGUUAUGUAGCUUUAGUGUUAACGCAGUCAGAAAGGAAGGAACCCUUUAGCAACUGUGUCAGAGUAAAACGAGCUUCUCAGGUCCUGAAACUCCUCAGGGGUGUAAAAUAAUGGCAAUGAGAAACUGCUGUAGAUAUUCAGAAAUGCUCCACACAGAGUGAACCUCUGUAAGUACUGUAUGAGAAGCAUUGGCUGUGUUUGCUUGUUGUAAUUCAGUUAGACUUCAGAGGAGCUUGGAUGUUUGAUGGAGGGAAUCCCUUCAGCUGAAUGCUGUAAUUAACUGAGCCUGUUCUGUGGAUGCCAUGAUUUUCUGUAAUAAGACUCACUUUCUGUUUUCUUUUGUGUUACAAGCUAAAGGGAUUCUUAUUAUAACCUGUGGUUUUCCCGUUUUGUUUUUGUGAUCAGUCGUCACCUUUUUGUUUUGAUAGCACAGAAAAACGGACAAAUCCUGAAAAUAAUGUAACCGUAGCAUCAUUGAAUUAGAUGAAUAAUCUGUUGAGUUCUGCUGAAAUGCUCAUGAAAUUAAGUCAAAAUCACUGGAGAACAGAGGCAGAAGGCUAACAAUGCUGAUCUAUGUAAAACUUACAUUUUCUUUCCUGUUUGAAGAGCAACACUGUCUUAAGUUGUAACAGCAAGAGGUCUGAUUUGCCUCAGUAGGAAUCUGCAGGUACACAGCCUCAAAAACCUUCUGCAAAAGCUUCCUGUGGCUGUAAACAUUUGGUCUGUGGGAAGAGAAAAUACAUUUUAUUAAGUAAUGUAGAUUAUGGGUAGUUUAAUAUCUGUUAUUUAAAUUAUUUACAUACUUUUGUUGUGUAAUUGGAAUGAAUAACUCUGACUUGCAAAGUGUAAAUCCUACUGAAAUAGGUUCUCAAGUGUUACCACUGUUCUUCUGGAAAUGUAUGUUUUUUUUUUCAGUUUUGUAUUACUUUUUAUAAAGAUGCAGUGUUUUUAUAUUAAUUUUAAACUUCUUAAACGAGCACUGGAAAAAAGACUAAAUUGUAGAUAGAUGUGGGAUUUAUUAGAAAGUAUGAUACCUCUGAUAGUGUAUUGCAGCAGUGGUUCAGUCAGCUCUUAUCUGAUAGAUAUUAAGUGAAUAAAUCGGAGUUUAAAAGUUAUUGCCUUUUGCUUUUCGGUCUCGAAGUACAAAACAGUUUGUCGGCAUGCGAGUUUACCUUUCACUCUCCGAGGUGUAUCUGCCUUAAAGUACAGCAUGCAUUACAAGUCAAGCGUAUGUUGCUAUCAGUGAUAUUUGGUCUUUGUAUUUUAUUUGUUUGCUUCUUUAAUAAAGACAAUAAACUUAAA